Molecule: messenger RNA, 828 nt
Organism: Parnassius mnemosyne (clouded apollo)
Lineage: Eukaryota; Metazoa; Arthropoda; Insecta; Lepidoptera; Papilionidae
Source: the annotation of a GenBank genome assembly
AUGUCAACGAAACAAAAUUCAACGAAAACAUAUAAAGCUCCCAUGGUUAUUACUUCUUUUUCUACUGAACCUUUUGAACGCGUAACUAUUGAAUUAGUCUCUUAUUCAGACAUAACUAACGACUAUAAUAAAUAUAUACUCACAUUACAAGAUGACUUAACUGGUUUUGUUCAAGCAUACCCCAUUCAAGACAAACAAGCAACUACAGUAACCAAAUCCCUUUUAAUUUUCUGUCAACAUUACGGUGUACCUAAACGUUUCCAUUCCGAUCAAGGUACAGAAUUUCUUAAUAGCGUGAUCAAACAAUUGACGAAAUUACUAGGAUCCAACCACACAGUUAGCACCGCAUAUCAUCCUCAAACUAACGGUUCAUUAGAACGAUUCCACGCAACAUUACGCGAUCACAUCCGAAUGUACCACAAACGUAAUCAAUCUAAUUGGGAUCAAAUUGUGCCAUUUGCCGUUAUGUGCCAUAUGAGGUGUAACUCUUUGGUUACAAACCGUUCUCUUUAUUCUUUAAAAGCAAACGACGACUACACAACUCAUGACUACCUACGAGAUUUAAACGAAAGACUCAAAGUAUCACGGGACAUAGCCCGCCAAAAUGUAGAGUCAAUGAACGAAAAGGCAAAAGAGCGAUACGACAGCAAUAUUAAAAAUAUUUCCAAAUUUAAAGUUAUGCUUAAAGUCCGUAAUCCAAACAACUUAAAUAGAUUAUGGGACGGGCUUCAUGUCAUUGUUAGAAUAGGUUUUAAUGAAAAUUUUAUUACACAAAAAUUUGAAAAAAGACCAAAUAGUGCAUGUAAAUCGCUUAAGACCAUUGCAUGA